Molecule: messenger RNA, 639 nt
Organism: Gloeophyllum trabeum ATCC 11539
Lineage: Eukaryota; Fungi; Basidiomycota; Agaricomycetes; Gloeophyllales; Gloeophyllaceae
Product: Clavaminate synthase-like protein
Exons: 3
Coding region: 1-639 (212 amino acids)
Molecular function (GO): 2-oxoglutarate-dependent dioxygenase activity
Source: RefSeq, a predicted model, not a curated record
AUGACGAAGUGGAAGAGCAUCCAAAGUUUGCUUACGGACGAGACCGCCGACAUGCUCGUGCCCGUGGAGUUAGGACCCAGGAAUGUCGGAUACAACAUCAAAGCCGAUGGUGCUGACUGGGACGGCGGGCAGUGGCAGCGACUGGAGACUCGCUUCAAGUUGUUCGUGGCUUUGCUGGAGAGUGGGCAGUGGAGUGGCGCUGCGUAUGUCUCGCAGCUAAAUAUUGACGAGAUUCCUCCCCUCAAAGCCGAUGUUCAGCUGCCAAUUCCGCACGCACCGGAUCUAGCAGCGCCUCCAAAUUUAUGGAUUGGCUCAGCAGAUACAUAUACGCCCAUCCAUCGCGACAUCCUCGGCCAUAACCUACUCUUCCAAGUUCUCGGCAGUAAAGUCGUCCGCGUCUUUCCUCCCUCCGAAAAGCCCUUCCUCUACAUCUCGGAAGAGCCGUGGUUACGGAAUACCUCCCUCAUACCCUUUGAUCACGGCUUCGACGCGGACAGGUGGCCACGAUUCCGUGAGGGUGUGAAGGUGUGGUAUGAAGCGACGAUCGAGCCGGGAGACGCGGUAUUUAUACCCAAGGGCUGGUACCAUUCAGUGAGGGCGCUAGAGGAAAGUAUCAGUGUCAAUUCGUGGUUUCUGUAA